CAGUUGAUAAUCCAUCAACUGCUUCUAUGAUAGAAGAAAAAGUGGAGCCUGUCAGUUUGGGAGAACGAAAGAAUUACCCAUUUGAAGGGUUCAACAUCUCGAACAAGGCUCCAAAAAAACUGACAAAGUUGAUCAACAACUAUUCGGAAUGAAUUUUCUAUGGGCUGUUAAAGCAUUAUGUCUGCAGAAAAUAAAAUGACGAACACUACAAAGUGAAUGAAUCGAGUCUUGGUUUUGAUAUGUUCGACAUUGUUGUUGCACAAUUGGGAAUGAAGGAUUGGUUCUAGUUGAUGUCACAACCCCAAACUUGCUGGAAUGAUGAGCACACCAAUGUCCUUUUUUACUACCUCCGAAAGAAGGCCAAGUUGUGAACACAAGAACAAUAUAGAUACACGACAAACAAUUAUUUGUACAAAGUUUACAUCAAUAAUGCGUACGAUAGGUUUUGUCAACAACAACCGAACUUUUCCAAAAAUGAGGAAUGCUUAAUCAACAUCAUCAAAGGUUUUAGCAUUUCAGCUGACUUACCUUGGCAUUUGGUCGACGAAGUGUACAUCCUAAUCAAUUAUGGUGAUGAAUUCCAUUAGGUGUUGGCUGUUGUCGUUCUAAAAGAGAGGCGCAUCCGAGUUUAUGACUCGAUGUCGCGGAGAAGACGUUCCAUGCCGUUGUCUGAGUUUGAGAUACAAAAGCUGGCCAAAAUGUUGCCUACUUACCUUGAUAUAAGUGGCUUUUUGGACCAAAAGGUUCGUACUGAUUGGUCGAUGAUUGAAGCAUAUCGGGAUAAAAUAGGUAAUCUAUUUGAUGUUGAAUAUGUUGAAGAAAUCGCUCAACAAACCAUUGGUAGUCUGGAUUGUUGUCUUUUUGUUGCCGCUUACGCCGAGUAUUUGAGUGAUGAAUUACAAGUACCAAAUGAUAGACUUUAUGCCAGAUUACUCUGCAAAAUAUAUGCUGCUCUUUUAUGGAAACACAGAGAAGUGAAAGUGCAGAAACCGUACGCAAGUGGCAUUAAAGAUACACGACGACGUAAGCCGAAUUUCAUAGCACCGGAUGACGGACAACUUGUCCAUAUUGAGUAGAUAUUUAUAAUUUGAGUCUGUCAAAGUAAUAACCUUUUCUUGGGAAUUGUUGUCACCAAAGGUUAAAUUGUUGAUUUAUUUGUAGAGUAGAUAAUUUAUACCCAUAAUAAUUUUUUUACAUUUUAUUUA
This is a messenger RNA of Capsicum annuum, 1205 nucleotides long. RefSeq lists its product as uncharacterized. The transcript is spliced from 4 exons. The record is from RefSeq and is a predicted model, not a curated record. NCBI's taxonomy places the organism in Eukaryota, Viridiplantae, Streptophyta, Magnoliopsida, Solanales, Solanaceae. The coding region runs from base 639 to 1076 and encodes 145 amino acids.